Messenger RNA from Aegilops tauschii subsp. strangulata, 2000 nucleotides. Lineage: Eukaryota; Viridiplantae; Streptophyta; Magnoliopsida; Poales; Poaceae. The record is from RefSeq and is a predicted model, not a curated record.
AAUCCAUCUCAAAUUUGCUUUGAAUAUGGGGUCGAAGCGGACACUAAACAGACAAAAAGGCAAGAUGAGAUAGCGCGUUGGUCAUUGAUUUUGUCACUUUUACCUCAAACGAACGGGACCGGACAAUUUAGGGUCGUGCGGUGGAGUUGGCCUAACUCCAAUCUGCAGACGGAACAGACGCUGCCAUGCAUCCGCAAGAGGACAGCAGAGUAAAACACGCAACCAGCCGUAUGGGCUCCCUAAUUAACUGACGCCACCGUCCAGCUAUUGGUUUUGUGUAUAUAUCACGCAUCUUGCUCGUUGUUGCUCCGUGCGCUCUCGGUACAACUUUGUAUCUAGUGAUGAGUCAGAUGGAAGGAUUGGGAGAUGGCGAAGGGAAAAACGGAAGCCGGGGCCUGGCUGUGAGCACAGCUGGGGGUGAAGACGCGUUUGCAGGCGCCAUUGUUUCUGCCGUCGAGGAUGCCCAUCACGAGAGCGUUGCGCCGGUCCACUACAUUGGUCAGCAGGUGAGUGAAUGGUCAGCAGGUGUAUAUAUCACGGCAUUCCUUAGGCCUGAAAGAAGUUUUCUGCUUCUUGACACACUUGACUCUGGGCUCGAGUUUUCUUUUUUUUGCGGGAAGCCAGCGUCAAACCACGUUGACAUUAGCCUGAUCUGCCCAUUCGAGCCUACCAUUACGCCAGUCAGCAACAACACUUGGGGGCAUUUCUCCGUCAUACGCGGCGAAAUCUCUUUCUUCGUACCACGUCGUACGGACAAUGCCAGAUUUGAGUUCGGCGGGAUACGUUUACUGACCGACGAACCCCUGCACUACCACGUAAAUGUCUUCAAAGAUGGAGCGUGGUAUCUACAAGUCUCGAAAGCCAUGGACAGUGUGAUACAACGCUCAACCUUCAUCAGCAACCCAUACUGUGUGCUGCAACGAGAGGCUCUGUACAUGAUGUAUGAGGUUGGUAAAGUUGUGGCGUAUGACCUGCUCAAUGGAUCGUUCACGCGGGUCCAUCUCCCUCAAGACUUCGUUCUCAGCAGCUUGCAUGGUGGUGCGGACUACAGGUUGACCAAAUCCACCAUGGGUAUGCUAACCAUCGUGCAGGUGCAAGGUGUGCUGCUCCGUGUCCGGGACAGAGGGGUAUCUGGUAAAUGGAUCUUGCGGGCAAGCCUCCCCUUCCCAGUGAUGUUUGGCCUUUCCGAAGAAUGAACAAGGUGGGACGCUGUGUCCUAUUCUGUGAGGACACUUGCCGCCGACGAGACAGCACGCCACGUAGUUGCGAGGUUUGGAUACGGGUGUCUGUACUCCAUCGACACCGAGGCCAUACAAGCAACGUAGCUGCUCCCACACACCAACACCAUCCUAGUUUGCAAGGUUGUGCCAAUCAAUCUGAGGUGGCCGCCCAGGUUCCCUGGACACUUAGAUCAGUACUAAGUUAUCGUUAUGAAAUGCAAUCAUUUUAUUAUGGCCCGAAGGCUUAUCUUUGUAAUUCGGAUAUGUAUUUUUUAUCAUUUACUGCAGUGGGUCGAAACUCGUUGUUCUUUUCAGUGCGUGCAUUUGAUUUCAGUCAUGUUCAGUCAUCUUCUCACGCCUGGUUUAUGUAUUUUUCUGUGGUGCGUCCUAUAGUUUAGCUGUCACACCACCUUUUCUAAAAACGAAGGGAUCGGUGCUGACUCAUGCUCAACUUUUCUUAGGGUGAACUCUUUUGUUUUUCUACUUCGCGCAUAACUCUUUUUUUUCUGAAACGAUCAAAGUCAGGCCUAAAAAGCGACAAGAAACAAGUUCAUAAAAGUAUUUCUCAUCGGGAAUUCAAUGGCCUACUCGUCUCCACCUGAAAACCCGAGGGUUUCAAACAAACCGUAGCCCAGUCAUUUUUUUUUAAUUUCCCCAUUUUUCAUGCAAAAAAUUCAACCACCACGGUCAACGGGUGAACCCUAACUACUCACCCACCAUCCAAGCUCCCUCCCCCCUACCCGUUCCUCUCCCCUGGACGCUACCGCCGGCGCGGACUGC